UGUAAUUCAGCGGUUUCCGGAGCUGCGGUGUGGCCCGGGAGGGGGAGCCUGGGGUUCCGCCGUCGUCGCCGCCGCCGAGGGAGAGCGUCCCGGCCGGAUCCCGACGACAACCCGCUGGGCGCCUCGUCCCCGCUCGGCCCCGACAGGCCCAGCCCGAGGAGCCCCAGCCCGUCCCGGCCCCGCACAGGCCGGCCCGUUGGGCCUCGGCCGGGAAGCAGGCGGGACUCGAGCCAGCAGCAUGGCGCAGUGGAACCAGCUGCAGCAGCUGGACACGCGCUACCUGGAGCAGCUGCACCAGCUGUACAGCGACAGCUUCCCCAUGGAGCUGCGGCAGUUCCUGGCGCCCUGGAUUGAGAGCCAGGACUGGGCGUACGCGGCCAGCAAGGAGUCGCACGCCACACUGGUGUUCCACAACCUCCUGGGCGAGAUCGACCAGCAGUACAGCCGCUUCCUGCAGGAGUCCAAUGUCCUCUACCAGCACAACCUGCGCCGUAUCAAGCAGUUCCUGCAGAGCAGGUACCUGGAGAAGCCCAUGGAGAUCGCGCGCAUCGUGGCACGGUGCCUGUGGGAGGAGUCUCGGCUCCUGCAGACGGCGGCCACCGCUGCCCAGCAAGGGGGCCAGGCCAACCACCCGACGGCCGCUGUGGUGACGGAGAAGCAGCAGAUGCUGGAGCAGCACCUGCAGGACGUGCGGAAGCGGGUGCAGGACUUGGAGCAGAAAAUGAAGGUGGUGGAGAACCUGCAGGAUGACUUCGAUUUCAACUACAAGACCCUCAAAAGCCAGGGAGACAUGCAGGACCUGAACGGGAACAGCCAGGCUGCCACGCGGCAGAAGAUGCAGCAGCUGGAGCAGAUGCUGACGGCGCUGGACCAGAUGCGCAGGAGCAUCGUAAGCGAGCUGGCAGGGCUGCUGUCGGCUGUGGAAUACGUGCAGAAGACCCUCACAGACGAGGAGCUGGCUGACUGGAAGCGGCGGCAGCAGAUCGCGUGCAUUGGGGGCCCGCCCAACAUCUGCUUGGACCGCCUGGAGAACUGGAUCACCUCCUUGGCGGAGUCGCAGCUGCAGACGCGCCAGCAGAUUAAGAAGCUGGAGGAGCUGCAGCAGAAGGUCUCCUAUAAGGGUGACCCCAUCGUGCAACACCGGCCCAUGCUGGAGGAGAGGAUCGUGGAGCUAUUCAGAAACCUGAUGAAAAGCGCCUUCGUGGUGGAGCGGCAGCCCUGCAUGCCCAUGCACCCCGACCGGCCCUUGGUCAUCAAGACGGGCGUCCAGUUCACCACCAAAGUCAGGCUGCUGGUCAAGUUCCCGGAGUUGAAUUAUCAGCUUAAAAUUAAAGUGUGCAUCGACAAGGACUCGGGGGACGUGGCGGCGCUUCGUGGGUCCCGGAAGUUCAAUAUCCUGGGCACCAACACAAAGGUGAUGAACAUGGAGGAGUCCAACAAUGGCAGCCUCUCUGCGGAGUUCAAGCACCUGACUCUCCGGGAGCAGAGAUGUGGGAACGGAGGCCGCGCCAACUGCGACGCCUCCCUGAUUGUGACUGAGGAGCUGCACCUGAUCACCUUCGAGACCGAGGUCUACCACCAGGGCCUCAAGAUCGACCUCGAGACGCACUCGCUUCCUGUCGUGGUGAUCUCCAACAUCUGCCAGAUGCCCAACGCCUGGGCAUCCAUCCUGUGGUACAACAUGCUGACCAACAACCCCAAGAACGUGAACUUCUUCACCAAGCCCCCGAUCGGGACGUGGGACCAGGUGGCCGAGGUGCUGAGCUGGCAGUUCUCCUCCACCACCAAGCGCGGCCUGAGCAUCGAGCAGCUGACCACGCUGGCCGAGAAGCUCCUAGGACCCGGUGUGAACUACUCGGGCUGUCAGAUCACGUGGGCAAAGUUCUGCAAGGAGAACAUGGCGGGCAAGGGUUUCUCCUUCUGGGUGUGGCUGGACAACAUCAUCGACCUGGUGAAGAAGUACAUCCUGGCCCUGUGGAAUGAGGGAUACAUCAUGGGCUUCAUCAGCAAGGAGCGGGAGCGCGCCAUCCUGAGCACCAAGCCGCCCGGCACCUUCCUGCUGCGCUUCAGCGAGAGCAGCAAGGAGGGUGGCGUCACCUUCACCUGGGUGGAGAAGGACAUCAGCGGCAAGACCCAGAUCCAGUCGGUGGAGCCAUACACCAAGCAGCAGCUGAACAACAUGUCAUUUGCCGAGAUCAUCAUGGGCUAUAAGAUCAUGGAUGCCACCAACAUCCUGGUGUCCCCACUGGUCUACCUGUACCCUGACAUCCCCAAGGAGGAGGCCUUUGGGAAGUACUGCCGGCCCGAGAGCCAGGAGCACCCGGAAGCUGAAACAGGUAGUGCCGCCCCCUACCUGAAGACCAAGUUCAUCUGCGUGACCCCAACGACCUGCAGCAAUACCAUUGACCUGCCGAUGUCCCCCCGCACUUUAGAUUCAUUGAUGCAGUUUGGAAAUAAUGGUGAAGGUGCUGAGCCCUCAGCAGGAGGGCAGUUCGAGUCCCUCACGUUUGACAUGGAGCUGACCCCGGAGUGCGCUACCUCGCCCAUGUGAGGAGCUGAGGAUGUACAGCUGCAGGGCCAGGCCUGCCGCCUUCCGUGCCCACCAGCAGCCAAACCCCAGAGCAUCUCCCAGCCUUGUGGUUCCAGAUUUUUUUUACUCCUUCUGCUAUCUCUGAGCAUCUGGCGCUUUUUGAAGCAGAGUCGCGGGCAGUGUGUGAGGAGCCCCGAGGUCUGACGGUGGCCGGCGGCAGAGGCGGAGUCUUGAGUCCCUCUUCCCGCACCCACUCCCCUGCUUCUCCGGGUCCCAUUAGCCAAGUGCCUCCGGGUGCCAGCGGCUUCCUCCCCACGUCCCCAGCCAUGCUGGACCCCACCUGGCGUGUCGGGUUGUGUCCCAUGGAAGCCUCGACUUCUAGCCCCAGGGCUCCUUUUGAAUUAAAGUAGCUAACUGGUGGCUGCAGCUCCUGCCCGUGUCAGAGGACCUGGGAAAGCUCUCGGCUGUCCUCGGCCAGUACGUGCAGAGGACGGACGGCUCCAGCCCCUGCCCUUGGGGGACCCAGAAGCCGGGCACAGGCUUGGGCUCUGGGCAGGGACAGCUGGAGGGGCCUGAGCUCCCUGGAGCCUGCACCGUGGGCUCCCCCUUAGCGCCUGGCUCUGCUUGGAGCCGCUCUGCGCCCUUGGUCACCUGUCCUCCGUGCCCACGGCCUCCUGCUGGCUGUGUCCUCCCCAAGUCUCACUUUAGGAAUCCCAGCCUCAGCGCCUCUGGCGGUGAGGGGUUUGGGCCGCGGGAUCCCACCAUGUGGCUGCACCCAGGGCUCUGCCCGGCUUCCCGGUGGCUUAGAGGGCCCUUCCUCUUGCCAGCGCAGGGCCAUGUCCAGCGCCCAGCGGACAGCCAGUCACUGGGCUCCUGUCACCGCACGCUGGGGACACCUAGCGGUGGGUGGGGGAAGCCAGGCGUGGGGCGACCUGGGACGACAACAAAGCGGCCUCCUGUGGGCUUGUGGAGGCCACUGUUAACACGCAGAGUGGGGAGCGGGCAGCAUCCAGGGCUCCGGGCCUGGCCUAUGCCGCACGUGGAUCUGGUUUGAGCUGAGGGCCACAGAAGUUCCGGGAAGAGCGAGCUCCGCAGGUGCCUGGUUCCCUGCUGUCCCCAGCCGGCCCGGGCCCCAUCGCUUCUCCCCUCUGGUGUGUGAGCCGCUGCCCUGGCCGCUGUGUUGGGUUCCAGUGUAUACUUCCUAAUGUAAAAACUUAUAUUAUUGUGGGGGUUUUUGUAUAUUGCUGUAUCUACUUUAAUUUCGAGAAAUAAAAGUUAUAUGGAACCAUC
Molecule: messenger RNA, 3820 nt
Organism: Heterocephalus glaber (naked mole-rat)
Lineage: Eukaryota; Metazoa; Chordata; Mammalia; Rodentia; Bathyergidae
Gene: Stat3
Product: signal transducer and activator of transcription 3
Biological process (GO): signal transduction; regulation of DNA-templated transcription
Molecular function (GO): DNA-binding transcription factor activity; DNA binding
Source: RefSeq, a predicted model, not a curated record